UAUAAGACAAACUUGGAUUUUUAUUUUUUCUUUGUUGUCCUUGAAAAGUUUAGCUUUUCCUCUGGAAUUCUUUUCCUCAUCCAGGAGGGGCUGGAGAUGGAAAAGAGGCCUAGAGGACUACCCCUUUAUGUUCAGGUUCCUCUGUUUUCACCUUCUUUAUCAUCUUCAAUGGCAAUCCUCGUGGUUCUUUUCUCUGUCUUUAUAGUUGUCCCUUCGGUAUCAUCUGCUGGUGCACCUGCAAAGUCUGAUUCUUUCACCCCGCCUGAUAAUUAUCUCCUUGAUUGUGGUUCACCACAACAAACUACUCUACCUGAUAAAAGGGUUUUUUUAUCAGAUCAAAACUCAAAAGAACAUAUCAAUUAUGAAGGAAAAGAUUUACAGGUUUCUGUAGACAAGGCGGAUGUUCCUCUCCCAAUUUAUCGUAGUGCCAAAGUAUUUUCUUCAGAAGCAACUUAUACAUUUGGCAUGAAUAAAGCCGGUUGGCAUUGGAUCCGUCUACACUUCUUUCCGGUACCUACCAAUGAUGCCAAUCUGCAACAAUCUAAAUUCACUGUUGUUUCUGAUUCAUUAGUCCUCCUCCACGAAUUUAGUGUUGGAAGCGGAUGGGUUAUGAAGGAGUAUCUUGUUAAUGUAACCAAUAAACAACUAUCAAUUAAAUUCACUCCUGUCAAGGAUUCAACUGCAUUUAUCAAUGCUAUUGAGGUUGUUUCUGCUCCUGAUAUGUUGAUCAGUGAUGUUGGCAAUUCAUUGGUUCCUGUUGCACAAACCUCUGGCCUGUCUCAGAAUUCUUACCAAACCAUUUAUCGCCUUAACGUAGGUGGUCCAAAGAUUGAGUCUCAGAGUGACACCCUUGGACGAACAUGGUCAGAAGAUAUCAAAUAUCUUAAACCUGAGAAUGCAGGUAAAAAUGUGUCUGUGGAGCCGAAGGUCAUCAUCUAUCCUGAUAGGAAUUCUCCCUUGAUUGCACCUGCAUCGGUUUAUGCUUCCGCCAUGGAGAUGGGUGAUUCAAAUACUGUAGGUCCCAAUUUUAAUGUUACUUGGUCUCUAGACGUUGACACAUCAUUUACAUAUUUAGUCCGCCUUCAUUUUGCCGACAUAGUGAGCAAAUCCCUCAAUGACCUGUAUUUUAACGUGUAUGUUGGUGGGAAAAAGGCAAUUUCUGGGCUAGAUUUGUCAACUGUUGCAGGAGAUUUGGCAUCAGCUUAUUACAAAGACUUUGUAGUGAAUUCUUCUAUGGGUGUUAAUAGUCCUCUCAAAGUUCAGAUUGGUCCAAUGAAUGAAGCUGCGGGUACAAAGAACGCACUUCUUAAUGGUCUAGAGGUGUUUAAAAUUAACAAUUCGGUUAAUAGUCUGGAUGGUGAGUUUGGUGCUGAUGGGAAGACUGCAGGUCCAAGUCGUGGCUCGGUGGCAGCAGUUGGAUUUGCUAUGAUGUUUGGAGCGUUUGUUGGUUUGGGUGCCAUGGCAGUGAAAUGGCAAAAGAGGCCUCAAGAUUGGCAGAAGAGCAAAAGCUUCUCUUCAUGGUUGCUUCCUAUUCAUGCUGGAGAUACAAGCUUUAUGUCAAGCAAGACUUCUUUGGGAUCCCGAAAGGGCGCUUAUUCAUCAACAAUGGGAUUAGGUCGGUUCUUUUCCUUUGCUGAGUUGCAAGAAGCCACCAAAAACUGGGAUGCUAGUGCUAUUGUUGGUGUUGGAGGAUUCGGAAAUGUGUACCUUGGUGAGAUUGAUAAUGGAACCAAAGUUGCCAUAAAACGUGGCAAUCCACAAUCUGAGCAAGGUAUCAAUGAAUUCCAGACAGAAAUCCAGAUGCUUUCCAAGCUUCGACAUCGCCACUUAGUGUCACUCAUUGGAUAUUGUGAUGAAAAUGAUGAGAUGAUCUUGGUUUAUGAGUACAUGUCAAAUGGGCCUUUGAGAGACCAUUUGUAUGGAAAGAACUUGCCCACUCUCCCUUGGAAACAAAGGCUUGAAAUAUGCAUAGGUGCAGCUCGCGGUCUUCAUUACCUUCACACAGGCUCAGCUCAAGGCAUCAUUCACCGUGAUGUCAAGACCACUAAUAUAUUGCUUGAUGAUAACUUUGUUGCAAAAAUGGCUGAUUUUGGGCUCUCAAAAGAUGGUUCAAAUGUCGAAGGACAAGCUUAUGUGAGCACUGCAGUUAAAGGCAGUUUUGGUUACCUGGACCCUGAGUACUUCAGAAAACAACAACUAACUGAUAAGUCUGAUGUCUACUCAUUCGGAGUUGUGCUUUUGGAAGUACUCUGUGCACGCGCUGCUAUUAAUCCAGCCUUGCCUAGGGAACAAGUGAACUUGGCAGAAUGGGCAUUGCAGUGGAAGCGAAAAGACCUUCUUGACAAGAUCAUGGAUCCUACUCUUGUUGAAGACAUCAACCUCGAGUCCAUGAAAAAAUUCGCAGAGGCUGCCGAGAAGUGUUUGGGAGAAUACGGUGUUGAUAGACCAACAAUGGGAGACGUCUUGUGGAAUCUUGAACAUGCUUUGCAACUUCAGGAGGCUUCUUUAAAAGCAAAGAGUGAAGAGGAAAACAAUGCAGUGGCAAGUGGAGCUUCCCCUGCUGUUCCCUCAGCUCCUGCUGCUACUACUAGCCUAGAUAACAGGCCUGUUCCAUCGCCUCAACAGACUAACAAACCAGCUCAAGUUGAUCCUAUCGAUGAACAUUCUGGAACUGCAGUGUUUAAACAGUUUGCUGAGCUAAAUGGCCGCUAAAAUCCCAGUAUUUUUCAGACAAAACUUUUUAGUUGGGAAAGGACACCACAGUUAUAUCCAUGUUAAGAGUUGGUUGUAGUUGGAGAUUUCUCUAAACAAAGCUCAGAUGAUGUCUUUGAACUUGUAUUAUAUAUGUAUGGUGUAAAUGGUCAUCACCUGCCAUUUUUAUAUAGUACGAACAUUCAUACUUGUAA
Messenger RNA from Daucus carota subsp. sativus, 2906 nucleotides. RefSeq names its product probable receptor-like protein kinase At4g39110. NCBI's taxonomy places the organism in Eukaryota, Viridiplantae, Streptophyta, Magnoliopsida, Apiales, Apiaceae. Bases 97 to 2712 code for a protein of 871 amino acids. Gene Ontology annotation, cellular component: plasmodesma; plasma membrane. The transcript has a single exon. Gene Ontology annotation, biological process: protein autophosphorylation. The record is from RefSeq and is a predicted model, not a curated record. Gene Ontology annotation, molecular function: transmembrane receptor protein tyrosine kinase activity; ATP binding.